CAAGGCUGUUGGAUUUAUUUAAACACCCUGCCUCUCAUUGAUUAAGAAAUGAAUGGCAGAAAUCGCUCAACGAAGGUGAAGAAAUAGUCCGCACCCGCCGGGGCCGUGGGCAGCCAGCGCGGCCACACCCGCCGCGCCCGGGCCGGCAGGGCAGGCAGGCGGGCAAGCGGGGAGGCAGGGCAGGGCAAGGCAGGGCAGGGCAGGGCAGGAAGGCGGCGGGCGGGUGGCCCCGCGCGGUGCGGGGGCGCAGGCGGCGCGGAGCGCCGUGCGGGGCCCUUGUUGAUGAUGAUUUUUUUUUUAAUCACAGCAGCCCCAGUUUAGCGGAUUGAUUUACUCGCAGUAUUGGUAAAUAUGAUCACGUGGGCUCCACAACCAAUGGUUGAGGGUUGCAGUCUGCAAAAUACUACGAUUGUUCUCCGGGAGGGUAUCAUAUACAGUUAACAGUGUAACCUUUUAUAUGACUAAGAGGGGAGCCUAAAAUGUCGUCUAGUGGCACCAUAAGUAACUAUUAUGUCGAUUCUCUCAUAGGCCAUGAAAGCGAAGAAGUUUAUGGGAGUAGAUUCGUCCAGGGAGGUCACAGUGCGACCUCCAGGCCAUCAGGUGUUGCAGAGAGUUCAGAUUUUUCCUCUUGUAGCUUUGCACCAAAAUCCACCGUGUUUUCCACCUCCUGGUCCACUGUUCACCAUCAGCCGUCUGCGGCAAUGACCGGGAUCUACCACCCCUACAUGCAUCAGCCCCACUUAGGGGCAGCCGACGCUGGCCGCUACGUGCGCUCCUGGAUUGAGCCCUUCCCGGGCUUCCCGGGCGGCGGCGGCGGAGGCGGCGGCGGCAGCGGAGGCAGCGGCAGCGGCGGCUCCGCGUCCAGCUCCGGCUCCUCCAACGGGCGCCACUACGGGAUAAAGCCGGAGACGGGAGCAGCCACCUCCUCGUCUUCGUCCUCCUCUUCCUCCUCCUCCAAAAGGACUGAAUGCUCCUCGUCUCGGGAGUCCCAGGGGAUCGGUGUGCCCGAGUACACGUGCAGCUCCUUCCUCCAGGAGUCCCGGGAGAAAGCGCCUGCCGGCAGCUCCAAGGACCCCGCCGCCUGCAGCCACAACCCCAGCCCGAGCAGCGAUCUGAAAGAGGAGAAGCAGCAGCAACUUGACCCGAAUAACCCUGCAGCAAACUGGAUCCACGCUCGUUCAACGAGGAAAAAGCGUUGUCCCUACACAAAGUACCAAACUCUGGAACUGGAAAAGGAAUUUCUCUUUAACAUGUACCUCACCCGAGACCGCCGUUACGAAGUAGCUAGGAUUUUAAACCUCACAGAGAGACAGGUCAAAAUCUGGUUUCAGAACAGAAGAAUGAAAAUGAAAAAGAUGAACAAGGAGAAAGGCAAUAAAGGAGACUAACGCUGGGGUGGAAACGUAGUUGGAGACUAUUGAUUUAGUUUUGAGUUUGGAUUUUUAUCGGGGG
Molecule: messenger RNA, 1452 nt
Organism: Pyrgilauda ruficollis (rufous-necked snowfinch)
Lineage: Eukaryota; Metazoa; Chordata; Aves; Passeriformes; Passeridae
Gene: HOXD9
Product: homeobox D9
Exons: 2
Coding region: 480-1388 (302 amino acids)
Biological process (GO): proximal/distal pattern formation; regulation of transcription by RNA polymerase II; embryonic skeletal system morphogenesis
Cellular component (GO): nucleus
Molecular function (GO): DNA-binding transcription factor activity, RNA polymerase II-specific; RNA polymerase II cis-regulatory region sequence-specific DNA binding
Source: RefSeq, a predicted model, not a curated record